Molecule: messenger RNA, 2001 nt
Organism: Microplitis demolitor
Lineage: Eukaryota; Metazoa; Arthropoda; Insecta; Hymenoptera; Braconidae
Product: aminoacylase-1
Exons: 5
Coding region: 283-1488 (401 amino acids)
Biological process (GO): amino acid metabolic process
Cellular component (GO): cytoplasm
Molecular function (GO): aminoacylase activity
Source: RefSeq, a predicted model, not a curated record
CAGGACACUCGACUCUCGUUGCUACAGCACGCACGACUCGAGAGUAGCAACACAGUAUAGUUUGUAAAUGUAAAGAAAAGUGACAGGUUCAAGCAAACAGAAGUCCAGGGUAGCAACCACCGUGAGUCGUGAUAUAUUCUCUUACAUCUUACGUAGACACACCAUAUACUUAUUAUAUAUUUAUAUACAUGUAUAUUUAGAUAGCAUAGAACACAAUAUUGUACACGCACAUUUUAAAAGUAAUACACAUACGCAAGCGCCAUAACCACACCAUAUAUCGUGAUGUCCUCGCCGUCUCAGACUCAGCUGGACGAAACAGCUGUAGAGAAUUUCCGCGAGUAUCUGCGGAUCCCUUCUGUUCAACCAAAUAUUAAUUACGAUGAUUGUGUUACGUUUUUACGUAAUCAAGCACAAAGUUUGGAACUGCCUGUCAAGGUCUAUGAGCAUUACAAAGGAAAGCCGAUUGUUGUCAUCACCUGGGUAGGCACUGAUCCUUCGGCACCAUCGGUGCUGCUCAACAGUCACAUGGAUGUAGUCCCUGUCUUUGCUGACAAAUGGAUUUAUCCACCAUUCAGCGCGGAGAUGGAUGAUAAAGGAAAUAUUUAUGCUCGUGGCUCCCAAGAUAUGAAGUGCGUUGGUAUUCAGUAUAUCGAAGCAGUAAGACGCAUGAAGAUGAAUGGACUCCGUUUCAAACGCACGAUCCACAUGUCGUUUGUUCCUGACGAAGAGAUUGGCGGAGUUCUUGGCAUGGAGGAAUUUGUAAAGACCGCAGACUUCAAAGCCUUGGACGUUGGCUUUGCUUUGGAUGAAGGAGUUGCAUCACCUGAGGAUACUUUCUAUAUGUUCAAUGGCGAGAGAUCUAUUUGGCAUGUAAAAGUCAUUUGUCCAGGUCAUCCAGGUCAUGGUUCUUUGCUGCUUCCCAACACAGCCGGUGAAAAACUUCGAGUUAUUAUUGAUCGGUUCAUGGAUCUCAGAGCUGACCAAAAAGCUAAACUUGAUGCUGGAAAUUUAAUGCCAGGAGAUGUUAUUUCAGUCAAUCUUACCAAGCUUGAAGGCGGCGUACAAGCGAAUGUUAUCCCUGAAAAGUUAGCAGCCGUGUUCGAUGUUCGCAUACCACCGACUGUCGAUCAUGCAGAGUUCGAAAACACUAUUUUAAGUUGGUGCCGCGAAGCAGGUGAAGGAGUUUCUAUUGAGUAUGAGCAGAAAAAUCCUCAAAUUAGAAGUACCAAACUAGAUGACAGCAAUCCAUUUUGGUUGGCAUUUAAAAAUGCAAUUGAUAAACGUGGAAUGAAAAUACAAAUCGGUAUCUUUCCUGGUGGUACCGAUAGUCGCUACGUACGCGGGAUCGGUCUACCAGCUAUCGGUUUCUCACCAAUGAACAAUACUCCGAUAUUACUCCACGAUCAUAAUGAGUAUCUUAAUAAAGACGUUUUUCUACGUGGGAUUGAAAUUUACAUGGAUAUUAUUCCAGCAGUGGCUAAUGUUUGAUCAGUCAUAAUUUAAAAACCUCAACAUAUUUAAUAUACAAGAUAUGCUGAAGAAAAAAGUGCAAUUUAUAUCAAUUUUUUAUUGAUAAGAAAAAAAAACGUUGCUGUUAAAUAUCCACUUGAGAAUAUCUACAUUCUGAUAUUAAACAAAAAUUUAAGCGGUUUCAUAAACAAACUGGAUCAGUGCCAUACAAUACAAUAGUUGUAAUUUAAUAAAAUGAAAUACUAGAAGAGGAUCGCAAAUGAAUUUAAAUACCAAAGAUAAUCGAGUGAAUGAAAUACCGCAACUGUCUAGUGCAAUACUCAGCUAGUGGAUUUAAAAGAAACGAAAGAAAAUAUUUACUAAUUGUUUUUUUAUUUGAUUAUAUAAUGAUAUUUUACGAAUGUUAGUCAUUGUUUUUUUUUUCUGCUAAUACGUUAAAAUGAGACAAGUGAAGUCUACAAUAAUUACGGAAAAAAACAUAUAUAUUUUAGAAAAAUUAUAUUUACAUAAAUAAAACUUCUUGCACUAAGA